Oreochromis niloticus (Nile tilapia) is the source of this 1876-nucleotide messenger RNA. RefSeq names its product heat shock protein nuclear import factor hikeshi (gene hikeshi). Bases 266 to 862 code for a protein of 198 amino acids. The record is from RefSeq and is a predicted model, not a curated record. Gene Ontology annotation, molecular function: Hsp70 protein binding; nuclear import signal receptor activity. Lineage: Eukaryota; Metazoa; Chordata; Actinopteri; Cichliformes; Cichlidae. The transcript has a single exon. Gene Ontology annotation, biological process: protein import into nucleus. Gene Ontology annotation, cellular component: nucleus; cytosol.
GUUUGCCACCGUCACAUGGAGAAGAAGAAGAAGGAGCACAAGUGGGCAGGGCUAGCAUAACUGUAGAAGAAGUUUCUGGUAACGUUGGGAAUCAACGCUCAUGUUUGCUGUCUAACUAUUUUCUGUGUGUAACUGAGUGGCUCAGUAACCCGGCUGUUAGACGGUGGGAGCUGGAGUACUGACUCUAACCUGGAGCAGGCUAAGCCGAAGCUACAGGCUGUUUACUCUGGGCUACGGCUACGGCUAGGACUAACUGUAAGCAGUGAUGUUCGGGUGUUUGGUCGCAGGGAGGUUGGUGCAGACAGACGCGGUGCAGCUUUCCCCGGACAAGUUCGUCUUUAACCUGUCGGACUACGAGAAUGUGAACCAUGUGGUGGUAUUCAUGCUAGGUACCGUGCCGUUCCCUGCCGGCAUGGGCGGUGCCGUAUACUUCUCUUUCCCUGAUCCGGCGAGUGGCGGUCCCGUGUGGCAGCUACUCGGCUUCAUCACCAACGACAAGCCCAGUGCCAUCUUCAAGAUCUCUGGGCUGAAGGCUGGAGAGGGCGGGGCGCACCCCUUCGGUAUUAUGACCUCUUCUGCGUCUCCCUCCGUUGCUCAGGUCGGCGUGUCAGUGGAGGCUCUGGAGCAGCUGGCUCAGCAGAUCCCGGUGUCCAGCGCCGCGGUGUCCACCGUAGACACCUUCCUGCAGUUCACCCAAAAGAUGUUGGACAGUCUGUACAACUUUGCCUCUUCCUUCGCUGUGUCUCAGGCCCAGAUGCUGCCGAACCCCACAGAGACUUUUAUUCCUUCCAGCUGCAUCCUCAAGUGGUAUGAAAACUUUCAGAGGAGGAUGGCGCAGAAUCCGAAUUUCUGGAAAAACUGAGAACAUUUAAGACCAAAGAGCAAACCUGCUGAGGACAAUUUCCAGGGUGCCUACAGGUCAACAAAAUCAGUGUCGACCUUCAUCUCUGUCACAAUGCCUCUUCAGCUACAGAAAAACUGCUGCUCACAAUGACUCCAUCCCAUCUUUUAUCGGUCUGAACAAUAAAGCACUUGAAUUUAAAAGGAAAAGAUGGGUUUUCAGCCACAUGUACUUCCUAGAUGACACCGUUAAAUUGAAUCCAUUCAGUUGGUUUUCAAUGUCUUAGUCUUGCUUAAUAGUUCCACCCCCCCAUGAGAGCAUUUAGUUGUUUCCUUAGGGCAUAGGGCAUUUCUUCAGUAUGGUCAAGAAGACCAUGUCUUGCAAAGACAUGGUCAGAAAAAGGAAAUAAGGAAACAUUUGGAUUUUUGUAAAGUGCUAAAUGAAGAGAGAGACAUAAAAAUCAGAGGGAAAAGCAAAACAAAAAAGUCAGUAUUUUCCAAAGAGAUACAUAAAUUCAACAACAAAACUAAUUAAUUAACAAACAUGCUGAUUUUUAAUUAUCAUAAACUGUAUAAAAACUAAAAUGGGGCAAGCUUAAGAAUAAUUCAACCACAAACAGACUCUGUGACUGUACUUGUGUUACAGGAUUGCAGUGCUGUGCUCUCAAAGCUUCAUUGAAGCUUCAGUUUUUAUUUGAAGUGAUGUUAAAACAGAGUGCAUUUUCUUCUAUUUUGCCAAACUUGUCAUUAUAGAUUUAAUUUAAAAAACAUUUCAGGGUAUUAUAUUUAUUUCUUCAAAAGAACUGUUUUUUUUUUUUUCAAUUAUAAAAAGAACCUUCUCAAAGAUGUUUUUUUUUUCCAUCUUUUGGAUGAAUGAAUUUUGAUAUUUUACAAGAAGAUAACUUUUCGAUUACUUUAUUUUACUUGGAAUAAAAUACUUUUUGCAAGUGCUGUGCAGUUUUGCAUCACUUUUUAUCAUGUGCCAAACCUGACAAGCCUUUGGAAAUGUAAAUAAACUAGAAAAUUAUUACAUUUA